GAUGCUUUGUGGGAGCUGCCGGCGCUGAAGAAACGUGGCGGGCGAAGAUGAUUCAAGCGAUUCUGGUUUUCAACAACCACGGGAAGCCGCGGCUGGUCCGCUUCUACCAGCGUUUCCCAGAAGAAAUUCAACAGCAGAUUGUUCGAGAGACCUUCCAUCUAGUUCUCAAGCGAGAUGACAACAUCUGUAACUUCUUGGAAGGUGGAAGUUUGAUUGGUGGCUCCGACUACAAGCUGAUCUACCGGCACUAUGCCACACUCUACUUUGUGUUCUGUGUGGAUUCGUCAGAGAGCGAACUUGGAAUCUUGGACCUCAUCCAGGUUUUUGUGGAGACCCUGGAUAAGUGUUUUGAAAAUGUUUGUGAAUUGGAUUUGAUCUUCCAUAUGGAUAAGGUGCACUACAUCCUUCAGGAGGUGGUGAUGGGUGGGAUGGUGUUGGAAACCAACAUGAAUGAAAUCGUCGCUCAGAUCGAAGCUCAAAACAGGCUGGAGAAAUCCGAGGGAGGCCUUUCAGCAGCUCCUGCCCGGGCUGUGUCUGCUGUGAAAAACAUCAAUCUACCGGAGAUUCCUCGGAACAUCAACAUUGGUGAUCUCAACAUCAAAGUCCCCAACUUGUCCCAGUUUGUCUGAGGGUCCAUGGCUACUGAACUGCAGUCCUUGAAGCAAGCCAAGCCACUCCUGCCACAGAGCCCACUCUGAGCCUUAGAAGGGUCAGGCCCCGGGUCCUGCCCCCUGCUGCUGUUGGGGUGCUGGUGGAGUUGGGGGUGGGGGGUGUCCCAGGUUCAUGGCUAGCAUGGGCUUGGUUUUCACAUGUGACACCUGCCGGCCUGUGAUACAUGUGGUCACUGCGGAUGUGGGAGGACCCUGGCUUCCUCUGUGGGGAUCCGUGUGCCCAAACCACUCGUACCUUUACUUCCCGCAUGUAGCCAAUUCAAGGGACCAGGCACUGUCUGGGGGCCCAUCUGCUUCCUAGAACCCACCACUAGGACUUUCUCUGUCUAGAGUCUUCAUCCUUAGCACCGUCAGCAUUCACUCUUGCUGACGAGGUGCCGAAGCUAGAACAGGGCCAACCCCUCAGUUAGGGUAUGUGGUCAGUGGCAAACAAGGGCCAAGUUUGAUGAGAACCAGAGUUACCCCCUGGCUCUAUUAGGGUUUUCAUGCCCAGAAGCCUUUUUAUAGGCAAGUUUCCUGGUUCCCACCGCCUUCAGAAUAUGUUUCCCUCACUGCCACAGUCUUAUCUCUGUUCACACAGGACGCAACCCAGAUCAUGAACCUGGCGCAUGCUAGUAGGGAGCGCACCCGCUUCCCCACGGCCGUUUCUCCAGCACAGCCACAAGGCCCCUCACCAAAGUGGGGAGGCCCCGUGUCUGUGGAAGGCAAAGCUGACGAUGUGUAGAAUAUCUCAGAUUUAUGACUCUUUACAGAUUUAAAUACAUUCUUCUCAUGAGGAACAGACAGA
Molecule: messenger RNA, 1458 nt
Organism: Neogale vison (American mink)
Lineage: Eukaryota; Metazoa; Chordata; Mammalia; Carnivora; Mustelidae
Product: AP-3 complex subunit sigma-2
Exons: 6
Coding region: 48-629 (193 amino acids)
Biological process (GO): Golgi to vacuole transport; intracellular protein transport
Cellular component (GO): intracellular membrane-bounded organelle; AP-3 adaptor complex; membrane coat
Source: RefSeq, a predicted model, not a curated record